Spodoptera litura is the source of this 3041-nucleotide messenger RNA. RefSeq names its product Steroidogenic acute regulatory protein-like (gene Start1). Gene Ontology annotation, molecular function: lipid binding. The record is from RefSeq and is a predicted model, not a curated record. NCBI's taxonomy places the organism in Eukaryota, Metazoa, Arthropoda, Insecta, Lepidoptera, Noctuidae. Gene Ontology annotation, cellular component: endoplasmic reticulum-endosome membrane contact site; endoplasmic reticulum membrane; late endosome membrane.
AUUAUUCAUCUCGACUGUGAUUUCUACUCAGCUUUUGUGUUAAUUUGAUAACAAUUGAACUGUUUGAUAACAAUUUUCUAAUUGCUAUAACUAUGAAACGAGAUGUAGCUUACUAAUAACAUCAUCUAGCCUGACAGCUGCAUUUAUAUGUCAACGCCCAGCGAGUGAUGCAUUUCGUAAUUUAAGUUUAAAAGUGUUGUUUGAUAGUACAAAACAAGUAAGUCUUUGUUGUAUUACGUUUUUUUUAUUAGGACCAAUAUGUGUCACCGUUGCCUGGUCUUGUGGUAUCGUUAAAAAUAAGUGAUAUUGUUUUUGGACGUAAACAAAGUGAUUUUUAGUUGAAAAUUGAACAUUUUUACGUGAAGGUCGAUUUAAGAGGUCAGGAUGUCGCAGCCGCAUUACAGAGAGGCGGCCGAGUCGCUGCUAAGUAGUGUAAGCCCACACCAUCGGACGCUAAGACUGAUUCCAGCUCACUCCACGUCACUGAACUUGGUGUCCGAAGAUCUGGUGGCCGGACACAGGCCGCAGGGGAAGAUGUCUACAGUCAGGCGAUUCUUCUGUCUGUUUGUCACUUUUGAUCUACUAUUCACUAGCCUUAUGUGGUUAAUAUGUGUUAUGAUGCGAGGUGAAACUUUAGAGCAAAUAAUGAAUUCUGAAAUAGUGCAUUAUAAUGUUAAGACAUCGCUGUUCGAUAUAGUGAUGGUGGCUGUCUGUCGGUUUGUCGUCCUACUUCUGUUCUACGCUGUACUCUAUAUUAAUAAUUGGAGUAUUAUUGCGUUAUCGACAGGGUGUACGUGUGCCUUGUUAAUAGCAAAAGUAUUUGUGUUUGAUUGGCCUAAUGCCGUGCAGCCGGUGUAUGAGGUGUUCCUAAUCCUAACAUCGUUCACCCUGGCGUGGGGGGAGGCGUGGUUCCUGGACUUCAGGGUGCUGCCUCAGGAGUUACAGGCGAAACAGAUACUGGAGUCUAUAGUCCACCACAACACCUCCGAACGAACUCCGCUCCUGCAGGCCCAAGUUCCGUAUGCAAGUCAGUCCAACUAUGCAGAGUCCACCGUCAAGUGGUUCUCUCCAGUCGAGACUCCGGAGUCCAGUCCACGGCCCAGACGGCCUGGUGAACAGGUCAUCUUGACCCAGGAACAGAUAGACGAAUAUAAAGCGCAGGCGCAUGAAAGCAUGCAGAAUGCGUGGCGUAUAGUGAACCUGUCAAACUGGAGCGUUGAGAAGAAGGGCGCCAAGGGGGACCUCGUCGAGUCCAAGAAGACUGAACAGUUCGGGAAGGUUUAUAGGUUUACUGGUAUAGUGGAAGCUCCUCCCAAGUUUUUGUACGAAGAGUUCAAGGACAACAUUACCAAGCUACCUGAAUGGAACCCUACCAUAUUAAAGAGUGAACUUAUAAAGGAAGUAGGUCCAGGCGUAGACCUGUCCUACCAGGUGACAGCCGGCGGUGGCCGUGGUAUCAUUGCUCCUCGCGACUUCGUGAUACUUCGAUGCACUGCGCCACUGAACAAGGAAGGGCAGGUCGUGACGACAGACCCGUACAGCUACAUUAGUAGUGGAGUCAGUGUUACCGUGCCUGGAUAUCCACCGCAUAGGGAUCUUGUCAGAGGUCAAAACAAGGUGGGUUGUUGGUUCCUAAAGCCCCGUACAGUACAGACGCCGGGCGGCAAGAUAGAAACACACACCGUCUUUCAAUGGCUCAUGUGUUGCGAUCUCAAAGGUAAAAUACCUCAGUUCGUGUUAGACGCAGCGUUCGCAACAGUAAUGUUAGACUACAUAGUACACGUCAGGAAAUUCGCAGCCGAAGCCAAAGAGCAGGGCAGGUUUUAACCAACCAUUAUCAACGAGCAACCAGCCGUUAUGCUGUAACCACUCAUUUUAUAAUCAGUGGUUUCCACAACCACUCGUUUUUGAUAGGGCUUCCAAUCGCGCGUCUCUAUACAGUAUUUGCUGGAUUAUUGAUUUUCAGAAGUUUCUAUUGUGAUUUUUUAACUGUAUAUUAAGUUUAAAGCAAUGUUUUUUUAUACCAUUUUAAUCGAAAAUAAAUCUAUUUAUAAAUAUACAACUUUUGUUUUUAAAGUAGUCAACAAAGUGCAGUAAUCGAAUCGGGUUUUUAACAGAAAGACAAUGAAUUUCUUUUUAUUUUUGCUUUUAUAAAAGCAUAACAAAGAGAUUUCAGUAGAAUCAUUGAUUUUUAUUUGUAAUGAAAUGGCAUGUGUUAUCAAGAACCAUAGAAACACUGCUGUGGAAUCAAUCGAAGACGCCAUCCUAGCUUCAACACUAACUUUUGGUCAGAUAAGCAGACGUCAAUUUUAAGACGCUCUCAAGAAUAUUUCUGUCACUACAAAUUCUUCGUAAAAUGACAGACAGCACGACAUUAAGUACAAGUUAAAAUUACAUAAAUAUCAUUUCAAUAUUAAUUGUAAAUGAUAAAGAUUUGAACCGUGUUCAUCUAUGUUUGUAUCUGAAGACAAAGUUCAUUCCAAGUCUCUUUAUAUAUUCGUCUUUAUGCCACUUUUUAUCCAGCGAACCCCGCAGGAUCCUGUAUGCUUGGAUGAUCGUGCUCUAUCCCGAUUUAACGCGACUGGAAGCCCUAUUUUUGAACUCUAUUUGAACCUUCCGUUAACAAGUUUAUACUUUAAUGGUUUUUCAUGGUUUAUUUAACCUAAGCUACAAAGUCAUUUUAUGAAUGGAGCUUCCAUUUGCUAAGGCAUUGAAACCAUUAGCUUAAGAAUUUGCUUCAGGUUAUAUGAGGUAACCAAAGGUUAACAGUAACCAAUCAUUAAUAACCAACGUUUUUAGUGGCUUAAGAAAAACUAUUUGACUGAUAAGUCCAUGCUUUAAACGUAUAAAAUGAAUGGAUUUUUUAAGAGCAACCAUGUACCAACUAAUUGAAGCUUGGGUUUUUUUGUAACCCGUUGCUAACAACCAGCUGUUAAGAAUGUAUUUUUAAGGAUAGUUAAGUAAGAAUAGCAAAUAAUAAAUUAAGUACUGAUUGUAAUUAUUAUUAAUUUUUAUUGUACAAUAAAUAAUAUGAAAUCCUU